This is a messenger RNA of Phytophthora nicotianae INRA-310, 3465 nucleotides long. RefSeq lists its product as hypothetical. NCBI's taxonomy places the organism in Eukaryota, Oomycota, Peronosporomycetes, Peronosporales, Peronosporaceae. The transcript has a single exon. Bases 35 to 3421 code for a protein of 1128 amino acids. Gene Ontology annotation, biological process: tRNA export from nucleus; rRNA processing. The record is from RefSeq and is a predicted model, not a curated record. Gene Ontology annotation, cellular component: UTP-C complex; small-subunit processome; CURI complex.
GGCCAACAGUGUCAAAGGUUGCAACACCCGAGCCAUGGCGUCGACGUCCGAGCUGCGUAAGGCUCUGUCCAAGUACGCGCUGCCCAGCGACAAUGAGCUGCGUCACCUGCGUGCCGCAGACCCCACGACGUCCUACCGCGCGUCCUUCUUCCGCUUGCAGAUCGACGAGCUACUCGCCGCAACAGGCCGCAAACCCAGCGCCAAGGUGUCCUCGGGUCUGCAAAAUCUGCUGUUCCAAGUGAAGGAGAUCCUGCAGAACCUGCAGGACCAGCAGGUCACUCAGGACGCUCUCCAGGCGCGUGGUCUAUUAGUACGCAACCACAUUAAGCGCAAGGAGAUCGUCCUGCCCUUCCAGCGUCCUGCACGUCUGGACAUCGUCGGCAGUUAUAUCCUGCAGACUAUGGCCUACGCAGGCAAAAAGAGCGGCGAGUACGGAGUGUUAACCAUCGACCUGGCCGUCGAGAUGCCGCAGGACUGCUUUUUACCCAAAGACUUCAGUAAUUACCGGUAUUUCGACAAACGUAACCUGUAUUUAGGCGUGCUGGCGUCGGAGUUACAGGGGUACACCGAGCUGUUCAACCAAGUUACGCUUCAAGCCUGGAACGGCGAGUAUGAGAAGCCUGUAGCCAUGUUGAAAGUCAACUCGGAGUACCUUACCGAGCACGGUAUGAAGGGCACAAAGGUGCAUAUCCGGGUGAUCCCCGUAGUAACGACGGAGCUGUUUAAACUGGCAAAACUAGUACCGUCGAGGAAUAACGUCAAGCACGAGCCCAGUAUGACAGAACAGGAGAUGAAGCAGUGCAGGACGCCCAUGUACAACAAUUCGAUUCUGGAGGAUAUGCUGUUACGCCAACAUACACGCGAGCUCCAUGCGGCGCUGAAAGAAGCACCACAGCUGUCAGAGGCCUGUGUUCUGGCCAAAGUGUGGCUGAGACAGAGGGGAUUCCACAAGGCUAUGGACUCUGUUAACGGCUUCUUGGUGUCCAUGUUGCUGCUGUAUUUGUACCAGAAGAAGAGGAUUAGUGCUCAGACCCCGUCAGAUCAGAUGUUCAAGGUGUUGGUGCAGUUUAUCGCCGUGCACAGGCUGGAGAAUGAGCCGCUACAGUUCCCACCGAACGAGACCGGAGUCGUACUUACAACGGAGGGGUUGCAGACGUUCCGGAAGGCUUUUGACCUGGUGUUCCUGGACUCUUCUGGUCGGUUGAAUCUCUUCGGUCGUGUGUCCAAGAGUGCGUGGAGAGAGCUUCAAAAUGCUGCCAAUGAAUCGGUCAAGUUGGUGCAGCACUGCACGAUGGACGACUUCCGGGCGCUGUUUAUCAAGAAGAACGAGUUCUGGACGCGAUACGACCAGUACUACUGGUUCCCUGCCCCUUGUCCAGUGGAUGAUGCCGAUGAAGACACGUACACUUUACAGGAGAAGCGAGUGAUCAACGAUAUGGGUUUAGAGAGGUUUUGGCUGCGUAAGCUGGAGUCCGUGCUGUCUCAAGCGCUGACGGACCGUGUGAGUCUCGUGCGACCUGUUACCGAGGACGACGCGGAGUGGAAUAUGCAGGAUAACUCGUUGCCGAUGCAGCGUAAGGUGGCGCUUGGAUUGCGGAUUAACUCGGAUAACGCACUACGGAUCGUCGACAAAGGCCCGUCAGCAGACGACAAAGUGGCGAGCACUCAGUUCCGUCAGUUCUGGCGUGGCAAAUCCGAGUUGCGGCGCUUUAAGGACGGCGCUAUCAUCGAAGCUGUGGUGUGGGAAGGUAUCGGCACGGAGAACCGACACAGAGUGCUGGAUGCCAUCGUGAACUUCAUCAUCCCAGCUCACUGUCCUCAGCUCACGCCGUCGCAGAUCAAGACGUCGAAUGCUGCGUUAUACUCGGCACUGGACGUCGAGGAACCAGCAGCUUUGAAAACCAAGACGUCGAACGCUUCUUUCGAGUCUACAAUGAACUCGGUGUCCAAGUUGUGGGUCAUUUUCAACAACUUCGCCAAGACACUGCGAGAUUUGGACUCGCUGCCGCUCAAGGUGUCGGAUGUGCUGCCAGUGCACCCUGCGUUCCGCUACACUAGUCUGUUCCCAGUCCAGCCUCAUCCGUUGGCUUACUCGAAGGGCGAGAAGAUCGACGCUGCGCCCAUGGCUCACGUUAACACCGUUCUGGAACCUCUGGUGUUACAUGUCAAGUUCGAACGCUCAUCCGCUUGGCCGAGCGAGAAGAAGGCGCUGAUGCACGCCAAGACCGGAUUCUACGUGCACAUCGGUCACGAACUCCAGUCGCGUCUGAAUCUGCGCUGUGAAGUGGCGAAAGACUGCGUGGAUGUAUUCAUCAGUGGCUACGUUUUCCGUCUAGUUAUCCGUAGCGAGAAGGAGCUGAGUGUCGUGACUGGUGCUGCUGGAGUCAAGAAGCUUGCGAUCGUUCACUCUCCUGAAUACGUGAUGGCUAAACGGGAGGCUGACUACGUGUCCAAGCACGCGAGUACGGUGCAUGCGCUACAUACGAAAAACACGGCAUACGGCCCCACUGUUCGGCUUGUACAGCGAUGGCUGGCUGACAAGGCGCUGAGCAACGUGUUGGCUAUUGAAGCAGUGGAACUGCUGGUGGCCGACGUGUUCCUGUCUAGUGCUUCAACGUCCUCUCCUCACUCGGUUCUGUCGAGUUUCCUCCGGUUUUUAAAGCGUGUUGCGAGUUUCGACUGGCAGAAUGUGCCGUUUAUUGUGGAUCUGAACAGUUCGUUGGACGAUGCCAAGCGUCGAGAGAUCCUCAAGCGCUUCGACGCGUCCAGUACAAGUCCGUCUACCCAUCCUGCGAUGUUCAUUGCUACUGAUUAUGAAGAUAUGGACUGUUUGUCAAGCUGGACGCGGUUUACGCCGGACAAGGUGGUUGUGCAGCGUCUGGUUUCUUUGGCCCAGGCUUCGUACGGCGUGUUGGUGCAUUGGCUGGCCUCUGGCGCGUCGUCUUCGGGAUGGAAAACCGCCUUCUCCUCGUCUAGAAUGGAAUUCGACGCGAUGCUCCAGCUGGCCACUGAGAACCUCCCGACCAAGAGGAUUCGCGUCGAUGGAGACAAGAAACACCCGUUUGUUGCGCCCGUGUACAAGAACAUGGAUAUGACUGCCGUUCCAGUCAUGAUCGGGUUCGAUCCUGUGCACGAGUUACUGCAGGAUCUGCAGCGAGUGUUCGGCCACUUGGCUUUCUUCUUUGUUAACGGCGUCGAGACGACGGAGAUCCUGAUUACUUGGAAGCCGCAAGCUUUCCUGCCAACCAAGUUCCGAGCUAUCACAGCGAAUUACCAGAUGCCACUACCCACCUCAGCUGAGGAUGAGGACUCGACACGGUGCUUUGCUGUACCGAACAUUUUUGAGAUCCUGUCAGACAUGCAGAGCAUCAGCCAUGGAAUGGUUGUUGGUGUCGCGCUGCAGCCUUUCGAGAGUUCAUAGACUAAAGGGACAAUAUAGAUGCAUUUGGUUGUUUGAAACUCUAC